This is a messenger RNA of Chironomus riparius, 1548 nucleotides long. Lineage: Eukaryota; Metazoa; Arthropoda; Insecta; Diptera; Chironomidae. The record is from the annotation of a GenBank genome assembly.
AUGACAUUAGAUUUUCUAGAUGAUACUCAAGUCGAGUAUGAGCAAGCAGUGUCACAGACAAAAUUUGGGAAAUUCCAUUUCUUCUUGCUUGCUGUGUGUGGACUAAUCUAUUUAAAUACUGCUGUCGGCAUAACAAUAAUAUCGUUUGUACUUCCUUCGGCAACAUGUGACUAUCGGAUGACAUCUGUUGAUAAAGGAUGGUUAACGGCAGCUCCGAUGUUGGGGAUGGUUCUUGGCUCAUAUUUCUGGGGAUGUCUUGCAGAUACAAAAGGCCGAAAAUACGUGCUGAUCAUAUCAUUGUUACUUGAUGGAAUUUGUGGCAUUCUCUCAUCAAUCUCACAAGUUUAUGGAUUAUUUAUAUUUUUUCGAUUUUUGAACGGUUUUGGCAUUACCGGUGCAAUGGCAAUUUGUUUUCCUUAUCUUGGCGAGUUUCAAUCGACAAAAUAUCGUGAGAAAAUUCUAUGUUGGAUGGAAGUUUUUUGGACAAUUGGAAUAAUCUUAUUGCCAUUAAUUGCGUGGCUUAUUAUUCCAUUACAUAUUGAUAUUACACUUUUUGGAAUCAUCAAAUUUCAUAGUUGGAAUCUUUUUGUCGCAAUAUGUGCCAUUCCGAGUAUCUUAAUUGCAAUUUGGCUCUUCUUCUUCCCUGAAAGUCCAAAAUUUCUUAUCGAAGUUGGUGAUGCAGACGAAGCUCUUGAUAUCUUAAAAGACAUUUAUCACAUGAAUACAGGACGACCAAAAAGUGACUAUCCAAUUAAAUCAUUGAAAGAGAAAGAACGUGAAAAGAAUAAUCAAAAUCUGGCAGUUCCAUCGUUGAGGUCAUUAAAUUUGAGAAAACCUAAGCAUCUUAAUAUUCUACUUAAAGAAAUAUGGGAGCAGACAAAAGCAUUGUGUAAAGCACCUCAUUUGAAAAAUACAACACUUACAUGCGCCAUACAGUUUGGCUUAACAGCUUCAUAUUAUACAUUGAUGAUAUGGUUUCCUGAACUUUUUUAUCGCUUCGAAGAGUACGAGGCUAAAAAUGGCGAUGCAGAAGCAUCUGUUUGUAUCGUCAGCAGCAUUGUGUUGAGAGAAAAUGAAGAGUUUUGUGGAAAUCCAAUCGAUAAUGAUGUUUAUUGGCAUACUGUGAUCAUCGGUCUAUCAUGUAUACCUACAAGUCUUCUCCUGCCAGUCUGUAUUCAUCGUGUAGGUGCCAAGCUUUUUAUAUUUUUUAGUCUUGUACUUGCUGGAGCUGCCACAAUUGGAUUAUAUUUCGUUAAAAAUGCAGCAGAAAAUCUUGUACUCUCAUGUAUAUUUGAAGCAUUAACAUCGCUUGGAAUCAGCACUGUUUAUUGUGUUAUGGUCGAUUUAUUUCCAACAAAUUUACGAGUUAUGGCAGCAGCAUUAAGCUUAACGUUUGGGAGAGGAGGUGCAUUAAUAGGAAAUCUGCUAUUUGGAUUUCUCAUCGAUUUAAAUUGCGUUGUUCCAAUUAUCAUCUUUUCUGCAUUGCUUUUCAUAAGCGGUAUUCUUUGUCUCUUUUUACCGUCAACGGGAAGAGAAGCUUUAAAUUAA